ACGAAAACUGCUCAGAAAUUCCAGCUGGAAUUAGGAUCAAGCGAGUCAGCCCUGAAGCUCGAAGUGCUGGGAACUACGUGGAAUCCUCGGGAACUUUCAGCUGGAGUCAGGACUCAACAAGCGCUCACCUAGUCAUGAGCCCUUCGGACCCGGAGCCUUAUCGUAGACCUUGAAAUAGAGUUGCACUCCAUCGUUAGACACUUCAUCCCCACCAUCAUCAUAUUCAAAGCAAUCAUGCCUGCAGUUAUUAGCACAGCAACAAGGCUACUCUCCCAGAAUCUUAUGGAAGUCGACAGUGGAAAGCUGUCAGUCCAUACGAUAUCUGAAUCCAAUUUAAUCGAAGAGCAACAUCAGUUGCGCAGUCUGUUCGAAAGGAACGAGGGACGUACCCUUGGCCUUUCUGGCGGAUUUGCGCUCACUGGAGAGCUCGCGAUGCUUGCAAUCGCCGACACGUCCACAAUUAUCAUCAUCGCAUUCGAGUUAAAGAAGGGAAAGGGCAACGGACACGAUAAACGCCCUGUCACAUCAGGCAACACUGCCGCUCGGGUGCUUUUGCAGAACCUCCUUCGUCGCACCACCGGACUCUUAUACGCUUUCGAUAUCGCUUCCAUCGCUCUCGCUCUAUUUCAAACGCUUGAUCUUCGAAUCGCAAAUGCGAUCGAUAUGCAAAGCGCAGGGACGAAAACUCAUACUAGUACCCCGCUCUUCACCAUAAAACAGGCCAUUGGUGAUCUUCAUGGUGUACUCGAUCCAAACAUUAACGAAAUAUUCCGCGAUGAUAUCGUCAACAAUGAUCUCCCUCCCACUAAGAAUGGCAGUACUUCACUUGCACUACGUGCAUGGAUCACACACUAUCUCUCACAAAUCUCGACGAUGGUGAAUCGUCUCGCGCGAGUACCCCCAGUUGACACCUUCCGGCUCUCUGACCAGGUAUUGAGGUUCCUUGCAAAGAGCUCAAAGGAUUCGUUCCAGCUCGAGCAGAAGAAGCCGACCGAGGUCACGCGCCGGUUUACCACUUCUGUCGAUCACAUGAACAACCGUAUCUAUGCCCAAGCCGACAGAUACCAGAACAGAAUUCGUAAGAGCCACAAUCAGCGUGCAUUCAUUGCUAUCGGCGGGUGCCCCGCGCGGGGCUUCACUGUCGAUGGUCAUGUAUCCAGGUCUGAUGGUCGCGUCGCGAAACUCGCUACCUCCACCAAUCUUAAUUUCAUUGGCAAGAAUAUCGGUUUGAUCAAGAUCGUCGGACGUGGUGACCCUACGCAGGCUGAAUUCCAGCGUGCUCAGAAGGUUUUAGAGGUCCUCCAAGGUCUCGUCAACCUUGAGCACGACAAUCCAUGGGUUCAGCUCAUAUUCUUUUCUUCUCCCGAUCAUGACCUUAAAUGGCCCUCUGCCUGGACGGAGGAGGCGAAUGACGCGGAUAUUGUCACAUAUCGUGCCGACUGUGUCAAUCACCCCCUCAAUCCAUCCCAGAUAGAAGCUGUAACGCAAAUGCUCCAGCGGACGAAUGACAGACGUCUUACUGUCAUCCAGGGGCCGCCUGGAACCGGUAAGACCACUGUCAUUGCUUCCUUUGUCCAGAUUGCCCUCGCCAGUGGACUCUCUGGCAUCUGGCUCAUUGCCCAGUCCAAUGUCGCCGUUAAGAACAUUGCCGAGAAGCUUGCUCGCUCUGGCCUGAUUAAUUGGAAGCUUCUCGUCUCAAAGGAUUUUUUCGAAGAAUGGCACGAGCACCUCUAUGUCGACAUUCGGGCCAAUGUCAUAAUAUCAAACGACUUCAAGGCGCCAAGUUUUUGCCAGGAGCUGAAGUCCACCCCAGUCAUUCUCUGUACUUUGUCUAUGCUCUCAUCUUCCGAUCUUCGAAGGUUUGGAGGUUUUAAUGCCGCGCCAAUCAGGACCCUCGUCGUGGACGAAGCGUCCCAAAUUGAGAUCGGUGACUAUAUUCCUGUCUUCACGUCUCAUGCCUCCAUCAGAAAGGUUUGCUUCAUUGGUGACGACAAACAAUUGCCACCCCACGGUCAGGAUGAUAUCCAAGACCUCAAGAGUAUCUUCGAGGUCAAACAUCUCAGGGACCGUGCCAUUUUCCUGAACGUGCAAUGUAAGUCCGAUCCUUAAUGUUCCCCUACCCCAAAUUUUAUCAUUUUAUUGUAGACAGGAUGCCCCCUGUAAUUGGAGAUUUCAUCUCUGAAGCUGUGUAUGGUGGCCUACUCAAGUCGAACCUGCUACAUCCCGUGACGAACGGGAGGAUGGCUUGUCGUUUUAUCAACAUUCCCAGCCAGGAACAGUCACAUGGAACUAGUUGGAAGAACCUUGGAGAGUGUCAAACCAUUCUCCGCAUCGCUACUAUGCUGCAAGAGAAGAAUAAACCCUUCCGCAUUAUCACUCCGUAUGACGCUCAGCGAAAUCUGAUCGAGGAGCAUUUAAAGCUCAACAAGCUCGAUUGG
This is a messenger RNA of Suillus bovinus, 2438 nucleotides long. Its product is annotated as P-loop containing nucleoside triphosphate hydrolase protein. Gene Ontology annotation, molecular function: 5'-3' DNA helicase activity. The transcript has 6 exons. The record is from RefSeq and is a predicted model, not a curated record. Bases 235 to 2109 code for a protein of 624 amino acids. NCBI's taxonomy places the organism in Eukaryota, Fungi, Basidiomycota, Agaricomycetes, Boletales, Suillaceae.